UUACAGGAAGCAGAAAGACUUGAACCUCAAGAAGAUCAAAGUGGUUAUUCGUAUAUUGAUUAUUCUGACAAACGAUCAUUGCCAAUAAGUAUUCCUGACUACAGCAUUAUCAAUCGUAAUGGUGAACGUUAUAUUGUAUUUAAUAUUCAUAUGGCCGGACGCCAGCUGUGCUCGCGUCGCUAUCGUGAAUUCUCCAAUUUACACUCCAUUCUUCGCAAAGAAUUUACCGGUUUUAAUUUUCCCAAAUUACCAGGCAAAUGGCCCUUUCAAUUAAGUGAACAACAGCUGGACACACGACGUCGCGGCCUCGAACAAUAUUUAGAAAAAGUUUGUGCUGUUCGUGUUAUAGCCGAAAGUGAUGCUGUACAAGACUUCCUAACCGAUUCUGAAGAUGAUAUAUCUGCCUCGCCUGUCGAUAUUAAAGUUAUGUUGCCCGAUCAUGAGGUCACUACGGUGUCGGUGAAAAAAUCAGCAAAUGCUCAAGUUGUAUGGGAGAUAUUAGUACAACGCGCCAAUUUUACAUCCUAUACACAGCAGUAUUUCUAUUUAUUCGAAAUUGUCGAAUAUAAUUUCGAACGCAAGUUACAACCACACGAAAUUCCCCAUCAGUUGUAUGUUCAGAAUUAUAGUACGGCCUCGAGUACAUGUUUGUGUGUUCGAAGAUGGUUGUUUUCGGUAUCAAGAGAAUUGACUUUGCCGCAGGGUGAACAGGCAGCUAAAUUUAUAUUCUAUCAGGCCGUAGACGAAGUUAAUCGUGGUAAUAUUCGUGCCGAAGGACGUUUAUAUGAAUUGAAAGCUUUGCAGGAUGCUAAAAAAGCUUCCGAAUAUUUGGCUUUAGCUCGUACAUUACCCGGUUAUGGGGAUGUGGUAUUUCCUCACUGUGCUUGCGAUAGUCGUAAAGAGGGUCAUGUUGUGCCAGCAGUGGGUAUGAAGAGUUUUCGUUUGCAUGCUUGCCGUGAAGACGGCUCUCUAGAAGCCCAAAUGGUGGAAUUAACCUGGGAUAGCAUAACACGCUGGGAGAGUGAUGAAGAGUCUAUGUCAUUCUGUUUUCAAUACAAUCGACCCGAUAAACCCGCUAGAUGGGUUAAGGUUUAUACACCUUAUCAUACUUUCCUUUCCGAUUGUUUCGAUCGCAUAAUGGAAGAACGCAAAUGGGAGGAUGCUGGUGAUUAACAAUUACAACAACGUUAUUAGAUUUUAAUUUAGUUUGUAAAGAUAUAAAACAU
Molecule: messenger RNA, 1226 nt
Organism: Lucilia cuprina (Australian sheep blowfly)
Lineage: Eukaryota; Metazoa; Arthropoda; Insecta; Diptera; Calliphoridae
Gene: Snx27
Product: sorting nexin-27
Exons: 4
Coding region: 151-1173 (340 amino acids)
Biological process (GO): intracellular protein transport; signal transduction
Cellular component (GO): early endosome
Molecular function (GO): phosphatidylinositol-3-phosphate binding
Source: RefSeq, a predicted model, not a curated record